Molecule: messenger RNA, 7790 nt
Organism: Eriocheir sinensis (Chinese mitten crab)
Lineage: Eukaryota; Metazoa; Arthropoda; Malacostraca; Decapoda; Varunidae
Product: adenylate cyclase type 5-like
Exons: 24
Coding region: 2891-6724 (1277 amino acids)
Biological process (GO): cAMP biosynthetic process; intracellular signal transduction; adenylate cyclase-inhibiting G protein-coupled receptor signaling pathway
Cellular component (GO): plasma membrane
Molecular function (GO): adenylate cyclase activity
Source: RefSeq, a predicted model, not a curated record
CUAAGGAAGAUAUAAUGUAUAAGGAGAAAAUAGUGAAAAUAAUGAAUUGUAUAAUUUCCCGCCGCGUCGGAGGCCGGGUUGUGACGCGGGUCAGCAGCAGGCCUCGCUGCUCGCUGCCGUUCCUUUUAUUUUCGCUAUCUCCGGCUUUCUGUGAGGUCACUUCUUCGCCAGCAGCAUAAAAAUAAGUGCCGGCGACAAUUGACAUGUGCGAGGAGCCGCCACAGUGCCGGGGACCGACGGGAGGGCAGGCCGAGGUGAGUGGACGACGAACUGUUGUCUUGUCCGACGGUGGUUCUCUUUCGUUGUUGUGGUGACGGCCGGUGACGGGCCUGGCGGUGUGUGUCAUCCUGGGUGUUACGUGCAUGCUUCGUGGCAGGGACUGUUACCGUGGGUUACCUCAAGCCUCGUCAGGUCACCGUCAGGGUGUCACCUCGGGGAGCCGACGCGGGCGUUGGUGUGCCCCGCGGGGCGUGCGCGGCGAGCGACACGCUUAGGUACUUCUUGUUGCUGUCCGCGGGGCGGAGGGCGGGAAGGAAUAACUAUGCAGGAAGUUUAUUCACACCGGUAUUUUCUGCCUAAAUGCAGAUGAGCGACCUUCAGCUCGGCGCGGGAGAUGUUCCGCACGCGUGGAGUUUUGGCGCGCCCGCCGCGGCCUACGGGUCAUUAUGGUGGAUGGCGGCAGUGCCCGGCGCCUCUUGUUCAGCAGGCGGCCCUGUCUGGCCUCCUUCGGGGUCGUGGGUAACACCCCGCCUGACGCAGACUUUCCGCGGCGUGGCGUGGCGGCGGGCAGUGGGCGUGAGGGCGGCGGGGCCGUGAGUUACCGCGGGCAACACACUGCCUGUCGCAGGACCCGUGCCAGCCCGGGGCGGGACAGCAGGGCAGGUCAGCCUGGGGGGCUGGCGGGGGCGUGUGGCGGCUGACACCCGCAGCCCGGCGGGAGAUGUCGUCACCUCCCGGUGCUGGCAUUGUGGCCCUGCGCCGCGGCGCCCCUGGCUGGCCACGCCGGGAUGGUGUGCUCGCCGCGGGCUUGGCACCGCUGCGGGGCGCGGAUCUCGGGGCUGCUUUGGCCGCCCCGGCGGCAGCCUCGCUCCCUCGGGGAAAUACAUAUGUCUAAAAAGAAAUAUCUGGUGGUUCCUACGAAAAUGUUACACCAGAAAACCAUUAAUUAUGUAUACAGAACCAUUUAUAUGAGUAGUAGGCGUAGUAGGCUAUGCCCUGAAUCAGUAAAUAGGCUAUAUACAAAAUACAAAGAACAAACAAAGGGUGUGAAAAAUAUCUACCAAGUGAAAGCUAAUAGUCUGUAUGAAGAACUGAACAUGAAUCAAUGAGGAAAACAAUGUAAAAACGAGACGUAACAACGGAGUGUCAAAAUAUGUGUUUGACCACUACCAUGCCGCCGUGCCCGGACCACCAGCGCCACCCAAGAGGAACCAGGCGAGUCACGUUCUCCGCUAUUCCUCUUAUUUUGUGAUCUUCAGCUGUCGCUGAGGCCUUUUCUUCGCCAGUAGCAUAAAAAUAAGUGCCGGCCGACUGUUCCUAAGUGCCAAGAGCCGCCACAUUGCCGGAACGAAGGCGGGGAGCGAGAGGAUCAAGACAAGUGAGUGCUGAAUGGGCAGCAAGUUAUCGCCGAGGCGCGGGAAAGUUAUCUCAUCCUGUCAUUAUUUUGUUGCCUUAUAAUCCCGCGCUGGUGACGUCCUCGCGGUGUUCAUCCCGGCGGGUGUUGCAUGUAGUGUUUUGUUGUGUGUUAGUGGUUUCUGCCGUGUGUUAGCAUAAACACUGUAAGGCCAUUGACGUGGCGUUGUGUCCGGGUUGUCGGGGCUCGUGGGUCCAGGUGGGCCGUGCGCGACGGGUGUCACGGAGUAAAUACACACUGCUUCGUGGGCGGGGCGGGACGGAAGUAUUGCUGACACAGACAUUACUUAUUAUCACGGCCCAUGUGUUUACACCGGUAUUCACUUGCUGAAUGCAGACGAACGGAGUCCAACCCGCCGCGGUCGUGCUCCCGUCAACGCGACCACGGGUGGCACCUUUGUGGGACAAGGCGUCCCCGGGGCUGACCUCGAGUGAAGGACAGGUCUCGUAAGUGGUUUGAUGAAUCCGGCCCCUGUACUGUACACGACAACAGGCGCACCACCUAACACCACCGUAGCCGAUCCAGGACUCAGCACGUUUGCUAACUAGUAGAAGAACUUGACGUCAAACUGAGGAGAGAGAGAAAAAAAAAGAUGAAUGAGAGAAAAUAAAGAAUGAGAGGAGAGGAAGAGAAGAGAAAGAGAGAGAAAGAAAGAAAGAAAGUUAGUGAUUAGUGAACAGAAAUUAAAGAAAACGAGAAAAUAAAGAUAAUAAAGAUAAAGAAAGUGAGAUAGACAGAAUGGAAGACAAAGAAAAGAUAAAAGGAAAAGAAACCGAGAAACAGUGGAAUAAGAUAAAGACGAAGAAGAGGUGAAGGAAAAAAAAGAAAAUAAAUAAAGAGGAAAGUGAAAGAAAGUGAAAGUGAACGAGAGAAAGAGAGAGAAAAUAUGUGACGUAAAAAUGAAAAUAAGAGUGAAAAGAAAGAAAAUGGAAAGUGGAAAAGUGGAUGAAGGUGAACGAGAAUGAGAGAAUAAAAUAAUAAAAAGAAAGUUAAUUAAAACCUAAGGAAAAUAAAGGAAAAUAAAGGACAAGUGUCGAGGGAAGGAAGGAAAAAAAGGAAAAUAUUGGAGAGGUUUACACUGAAAAGAAAAGGAAGGAACAAAAUAAAGUUUAGAGAAGAACAGAAAAUACGCGAUGAAACAGUGAAUGAAACGUGCUGAAAAGGUGUGGGUUCUACUGAGGCAGCGGAAAUCAGCAUCAGUGUGUGUGUGUGUGUCAGAGUCAGCAUCAGAAAGCAUCAGUAAGCCGCGGAGUAACUAUGCUGAACUCGGAGAAGAUCGCAGUGUUCAGGAGUAACUCGGAUACGCAGCGGACGACGAGGCGGCAGAAGUUCAGGAAUUUCUCGCUCAGAUGUCGACACUUUGGCUGGGAUGAGGAUGGAGGAGGCGGCGGAGGAGGAGGAGGAGGAGGAGGAGGCGGAGGAGGCGUCGGAGGAAACAUCGGAGGUGGCGGCACCCGAAACUCCUCCCUCCGGUACUCCAAAGCCAACGGGUCAACCCAUACGUCCUUGGGGUCACGACCUUCCACGGGGGACAACCCAGCGCCCCGGAGGUCAAACUGGGAGGUCAUAGAACACUACCACAAGUCGGGGUUAGUCGGGGCGUCGUCCUCCAGAAGCCCGACGGAGGAGGAGGCGGAGGAGGAGGAGGAGGUGGAGAGCAUCUUAGAAUCAUCUCCUGCCUGGUAUGACUUUUGCGCACUCUGCCGUCGGGUCUUCAAGUCACAUCAAUUUAAAAACAUCAACGUCGAGGUCCUAUAUCAACGGUACUUCCUCCGUAUGAACCAAUCAAGCAUGAUAUCCCUCCUAGGCCUACUCCUGCUAGUGGUACUCGCUAUCCUAGGCCUACUAACUUACCUAGGCCUGUCCAAGUUCGCCCUCCAAGCUGGGACUCUGGCUGCAUUCGCUAUUCUCUAUCUAGUGCUUGAGGUGCUACUCUGGCGGUCUCGCUCGCUCAAUGAGGUUUCCUUGAUAAGGUUCUCGUAUCUCGUCCUCGUGUCGUUCUUUGGCCUGGAACUCCUCGUCACGCUCAGCUCCCAGCCGCCCACUGCGUCCUCCGGGGUGUGGGCGACCCUGUUCUUCGUCUAUAUGACCUACACUUUACUGCCACUGGGGAUCCUGGAAGCCACGGUCGCCGGGGUAUUGCUGGCCGUCACUCAUGUGGUCUCAGUGCUGUCCAUCCUGCCCCCGGAGACCCCCUACCUAUGGAGACAAGUCAGUGCCAACAUCCUUCUCUUCGUGUGCGUGAACAUCGGCGGCCUGUUCACGCACUACCCCGGCGAGGCAGCGCGGCGGCAGGCCUUCAUGGAGACCCGGCAAUGCGUCUCCACCAGGAUCAAGACACAGAGGGAGAACCAACAACAGGAGGGGCUGUUGCUGUCUGUCCUGCCCCGCCACGUGGCCGUCGAGAUGAAGCACGACAUCGCGGGCACGCCGGAGGACAAGAUGUUCCACAAGAUAUACAUCCAGCGAUACAACAACGUCAGCAUCCUGUUCGCCGACAUCUGCGGCUUCACAACGCUGUCUGACCAGUGCACCGCCGAGGAACUUGUGAGGCUGCUGAGUGAACUGUUCGCACGUUUUGACCGUCUAGCCGCCGAGCACUACUGUCUCCGGAUCAAGCUCUUGGGUGACUGCUACUACUGUGUGAGCGGCCUGCCAGAUCCCCGCCCGGACCACGCCCAUUGCUGUGUCGAAAUGGGUCUUGAUAUGAUAGAAGCCAUUGCGCUGGUGCGCGAGGUUACGGGCGUGAACGUGAACAUGCGCGUGGGCAUUCACUCCGGGCGGGUACACUGCGGCGUUCUCGGGCUCAGGAAGUGGCAGUUUGAUGUGUGGUCCAACGACGUCACGCUGGCAAACUACAUGGAGUCUGGAGGCAUCCCUGGGCGCAUCCACAUCACUAAGGAGACUCUCGCCUACCUCAACGGCGACUACAAGGUGGAGCCGGGCCACGGCGGGGACCGGAACCAGUACCUCAAGAUGAUGAACAUUGAAACCUUCCUAAUAGUGCCCGACGACAGCUACAAGGACCCGCACGCGAAGAAGGCCUCGAGUUACAGCAUGAACGGAAGCAUAAACAAGGAGAUGCGGAUGAUUGGCCACGAGCCCGCCAAGCAGACCACCAACAUCCACACCAAGUUGGGUCUCAGCGACUCCCAAGGCGGCAAGAACACAACGGAGGAAGUGAACGAGUACUUAGCGCUGGCCAUUGACGCAAGAUCCAUAGACAGACUAAGGAAGGAAAAUUGCAAGCCGUUUCUCCUGACGUUCACCAAGCCCAGCGUGGAGGAGAAGUACCUUCGUGAGCGGGAUCGUAUGUUGUCCGCUUACUUCACCUACUCGUGGAUAACGGUGAUGGUGGUCUGCGUCAUACAGCUUGUUAUCAUACCCAGGUUCUAUGUGUCCGUGGGCGUCUUCCUUGUGGGCGUGGGCGUGGCAACUCUCGCCUUGGUGCUGGCGGUGGGCGAGGGCAGCAAGUACCUGCCGAAGUGGGUGAGCAAGGCCAGCGAGGGCGUGUCCAGCAGCCGCACGGUGAGCCAGAUGUUGGCGGCGCUGCUCGUCAUGGUCAUGUUCCUCUGCUCCAUUACAUCCAUGUUUCUUCUAGACCUGAACAGUUACCACGACUGUUACCACCAACGCACCACCACCACCACCACCAUCACCACCACCAACACCACCAUCACCAUCACCACCACCAACACCACCACCAACACCACCACCACCACCACCAUAUCGGACAAUGAAAUCGACAUAGACGGUGGUGAUGACGGAGGUGGUGGUGGUGGUGGAGGGGAAUACCCAUGGGAUGACGCCAACACCAGUUUCAACACCAGUGGUAAUGACCUCGGUGAUGGGAAUGGGACGAGAGUCGACACGGGAUGGGUGCUGACGGAGGGCCUGAGGGUGGUGGCGCCAAAGAGGUCAGCCCGAGGUCAUGUGGGGUCAGAUUUUAAUGUGACCCGCGGUGAUGAACUGAACGAUUGCCAUGAAGGAGCAACCACCCAUUUCCCUGAUUACUUCACCUUCUCCGUGCUGCUGGUGAUGGUGUCCUGCGCGGUGUACCAGCUCAUGUUCUCCAUCAUCAAGCUCAUACUCCUCGCGGGGAUCUGCCUGGCCUACAGCUGCAUGGUCACCUUCACGCACGCCACCCUCUUCGAUAAUCAAGAUGCCCUCAUUCUGCUAUCCAAUGGCUACGGUGAGGUCUUCGUGUCUCGGUAUGUGACGAUCGCUGUUCUCCUGGGCUUCACCGUUGCGUUUGUCAUUCACGCUAGGCAGACGGAGGCAACGAGCAGACUGGACUUCUUAUGGAAACUACAGGCCCAUGGUGAGAAGGAGGAAACGGAGCACCUUCAAGCCUAUAACCGCAAGCUCAUUUCCAACAUACUCCCAGAACACGUGGCCAUACAUUUCCUGAGUGUGGACCGGGCAGCGGACGAGCUCUACCACGAGGAGUGUGAGAGCGUGUGCAUUCUCUUCGCCUCCAUCCCCAACUUCUCCGACUUCUACGUGGAACUGGAGAGCAACAAUGAGGGCGUGGAGUGUCUCAGGCUGCUGAACGAGAUCAUUGCCGACUUCGAUGAGAUUCUUGAGGAGGACAGAUUCAAGAACAUAGAGAAGAUCAAGUCCACGGGCGCUACGUACAUGGCCGCUGCUGGGCUGACCAAAGCCACCAGGGACCUCAAGAACUUCAACCACGUGACGGCCAUGGCAGACUACGCCCUGAGACUGAGGGACCAGCUGGAGUACGUCAACGAGCACUCCUUCAACAACUUCAAGAUCAGGAUAGGCAUCAACAUCGGUCCUGUGGUUGCUGGUGUGAUCGGCGCGCGCAAACCACAGUACGACAUUUGGGGCAACGCUGUGAAUGUGGCCUCAAGGAUGGACUCUACAGGGGAGCUUGACAAGAUACAGGUGACCCAAGAAGUCUACCAAAUCCUGCACAAGAAGGGCUACCCGCUGACCUGUCGCGGCACCAUCAAGGUCAAGGGGAAGGGGGACAUGGUGACCUAUUUUUUGACGGGGAAGAGUCAUGACACCAUUGAGACUUCGGAAAGCCCUCAGACCAUGACCCAGACCGGACAGAACCACAAGUAACGGAGAUAAUCAACAAGUCGAGAUGCUUGUAGUGGUGUUAGUGGUGGUGGUGGAGCUGAACCCAAGUGGAGUAGAUGGGAGUAGAGGGAGUGGUGUUGAUAUUUGUAGUUGUGGAAGCUCUGUGGAUUGAAAAAGGGAAGGUGGAAAAAGUGGAGGUGCUUGUAGUGGUGUUGAAGCCAAGUGGAGUUGAGUGGAGUUGACAUUUGUAGUUGUGGAAGCUAUGUGGACUGAAAAACAGAGGUGGAAGAAAGUGGAGGUGCUUGUAGUGGUGUUAAUGGUGGUGGAGUUGAACCCAAGUGGAGUAGAUGGGAGUAGAGGGAGUGGCGAUGAUAUUUGUAGUUGUGGAAGCUUUGUGGACUGAAAAAAGGAGGUGGAAAAAAAGUGGAGGUGCUUGUAGUGGUGUUGAAGCCAAGUGGAGUUGAGUGGAGUUGACAUUUGUCGUUGGGGAAGCUAUGUGGACUGAAAAUCGGAGGUGGAAGAAAGUGGAGGUGCUUGUAGUGGUGUUGGUAGUGGUGGAGUUGAACCCAAGUGGAGUUGACAUUUGUAGUUGUGGAAGCUAUGUGGACUGAAAAAACGGAAGUGGAAAAAAAGUGGAGGUGCUUGUGGUGUUGGUGGUGGUGAUGAACCCAAGCGGAGUUGAGUGGAGUUGAUCUAUGUACUUGUGGAAGCUUUGUGGACUGAAAAACGGAGGUGGAAAAAAGUGGAGGUGCUUGUAGUGGUGUUGGUAGUGGUGGAAUUGAACAAAGUGGAGUUGAACAGAGUUGAGUGGAGUUAACUUAAGUACUUGUGGAGCCAAAACUGACAUCUGGAGGUGAAGAAAUGGAGGUGCAUGUGGUGGUGGAGUUGAACCCAAGCGGAGUUGAGUGGAGUUGAGUGGAGUUGACUUAUGUACUUGUGGAGGUGCUUGUGGUGUUUGUAGUGGUGGAGUUGAACCUUAGUGGAGUUGACAUAUGUGUUUGUGGAGUCUAGUGGAGUUACCUCAAGCCACUCCGAACUAUAUUAGUGGUGAGGAGGAGGAGGAAGAAGAAGAAGAAGAAGAAGAAGAAGAAAAAAAACUGUAAUUAUU